AUGCUUGAACGCGUCAACAGAGAUGACAGCGAGGCAGCGCAGGAAAAUGCUCACGGGGUGAAACUGCUGAGCAGUGGUCACUACGACGAGGCAAUUCGACGAUUCAAGCAAGCUUUGGCCUACGAGCCCGCAAGUGUGCAGAUCCUGAAUAACAUCGGGCUUGUGUAUGCCAAGCGCCAGGAUUACAACGGCGCCUAUGAGUGGUACGAGAAAGCUCACAGACAGGAUCCGAAAGAUGUCGAAACUCUGUUCUCCUUGGCAUGGGUGGAGCGAAAGCGGCAGAGAUAUCCACAUGCACGGGAGCUCUUCAUGCAGGUCUUGGAGCUUGAUCCCACGCACCCCAAGGCCUUGUGGCUUCUGGGUGACAUCCUGAAGACUUCUCAGGAUUUUGAAGGUGCUAUCCAGCAGCUCCAGACGCUUGUAAGGACUCAGCCAAACAGCCCUGACGGGCACAUAUCUCUGGCCCAGUGCUAUGAGGCAACCAAGCAGUACGGGAAGGCGGCGCAGAUCUACAAGCACAUCCUAGAAUCCCUGUGUCCAGGACGCCCAGAUGUUCAUUUCGCACUGGGCAAGGACUACUUCCUCCUGAAGCAGUAUCGACAAGCAGUAAUCGAGUUUGACCGGGUUCCCGACAAUGACCACAGAGCUGUCGAGGCGCGGUCAUACGGAGCAAAGGCCUGCCGAGAGCUUGAGGAUCACGAACGAGCUAUCUCGCUUGCGGAGUCCGCUGCGCAUUCUCACCCGCAUCCGGAAGUGAUGCAUUUUCUCGGGGAGGAAUAUGCUCGUGUUGGGGAGCAGCAGAAGGCUGCGCAGUGCUUUUCGCGUGGAUUGGAGCUGGAGCCGAACCACCUGCCUUCCCUGAUGGAGUUGGGCCAGCUAGCGUAUCGGCAGUCCAAUUGGCAUGAAGCGGAGCGUCUGUUCACCCGAAUCUGCGAGGUGGACAGGACAGACUUGGAUGCCAUUCGAUGGCUUGCGCUGGUCAAGUACAAACUGCGAAAAGAUGAAUCGUGCAGGCAGUGCUGUGAAGGCUUGCUGCGAUUCGUCCCUUUGCACAUGGAUGCCUGGUACUUGCUUGCGGAGCUGCAGCUUCAAGCCGGGUCAGCGGAUGAGCGCUGGCUCACGAGUUUGCGAUUGCCAAGCGAUGUGUCAAUGGCAGAGGUUUGCCAAAGCAUCGCUAAAGGUUAUCUGGUGCGCAAGCAGGUUGUCGAGACAAACAAUUGGCUAAAGCAGGCUCAAAGUUUUGCUCCGAGCGCCGGGUUGAAAGAGGCCCAGCUGCUUCUGGCGCAGAAGGGGCCCACGGUCAACCCACAGGAGCGCAGUACCAUGGACUUUGCCUUGACCUCGGUACAUGCUAGACAGGCAUGGGUGGCGUGCCAUUACGAGCGCAGGCUGAAGCGCCGCUGCCCCGUGAGCACGGAUGUCAGAAGCACCUGCGAUUUUUUGCUCGAGAACCUAAGUGUGGUUCCGCUCAGGUGCCUAGGUCAUCUGAUGCUGGGCAUCUUGAGGAUCUUGCUAAGACAGGCGGAAGACCUCGAGAGCAAAGCCGACGAGGUGCGCACGUCGCUUCAAACCAGCAUCUCUUCCGGUUCAGGCUUGCCGACCGUCCCCACAUUGGCUGCUUCAGCCGUGACAUUGCGGAACCUAGAGAAGGUGCAGCCCGUGGACUUUGGGGCUGCUGGGCUCGAUGUGCUCAUGGAGGAGCUGCCGGAGAUGGAGGUCGAGGCGAGUUUGGAAGAAGGCCGGCGGCAUGUGGCUCCUCUGGAUCUCAUCACACUGAGUCCGGAACCUACAUCAUCCGCUAAACGCAAGGAGGUCGAUGUCCGUGAUGAUGAUUUCGGGGCGCCAAGUGCGGAAGAUCUAGCCUCGCUGGCCGCCAUGGGGCAAGCCGCGUUGGCUCAGAUCCAAGCAGAGGCUUGCUCACCGCAACGUGAUCCCAAGACUUCUACAGGGCAGAUAGAGGCUCUCGAGGGAUCUGCCGGUCGAGAAAGCUUACCGCCGGUUGACUUCUUGCUGGGAGCGGCCUCUUCACCAAGUCAGUCUUCACCUGCGAGGGACAUGCUGAUGCAAGCAGAGGGUGAGGAAGACUUGGCGGCUGCUGCGGAAGCUGCAGCGCUCGAAGCUGAAGCCUUUGCGGCAGAAGCUGAACAAGCUGCACAAGACGCAGCAGCUGCCGCUCGCUGUUUGCAGGAAUUGAGCGAGCUGCCUGUCGAUUUUCUCUUGAAGGACGCAGAAGCCGAGGAUGCUCAGGUUGCUCCCAUGCAGCCACUUUUGCUUCCAAGUACCGAGGUCGAUGAAGCAUGCCUGGACUUGCUGCCGAGGGUCGAGGAAGAGGCACUGCAGGAGAUCCAGGAGGCACAAGAGCCAAGACAGAAAAGGAGGCGAAAAAGGGUUUGGCUCGACGAGAAAGCCACAGUCAUCCCAGAGAAGAAGUACAGGGAGCCCAGAAAGAUAACGCACGACAGCCCUUAUGAGUAUGGCCUGCUGCUGCCUCAUAGGAGUCCCACCGUGGGCUUGACCACAUUUUUUGCAGACUUGGGCCCACUGCUCUGUGCGCCGUUACGACGCGCGGCCGACAUCGGAGGAAGGCAGAGGCGUGCCAAGGCCGAGGCUUGCGGCUUGCAGGACUCGACCUUGCCUUCACCGCCCAAGGCGCCUUUGGCCUCGCUAGCGCCCCCAAGCUCAGCCACACUUCUAGAGGAGGCACCACCGCUAGAGCCACCAGAAGGAGAAGUCGCGGUUGGCCAGGCUGUGGUGGUUGAGACAAUCAGCAUGGACAUCGAGUCUGGAACGCCCAAACCCCCCAGUCCGGAUUUGGCAGCAUUGCUGCCGGAAGCUUUGCCAGCGACCCCACCUCCAGUGGCAUCCGAGGCAGGUGCCGUGUCUCCAGCAGAGGCAGAGCAGCUUCCGGUGGAUGUACCUGGCAGCCCCAAGAACCUGCCGGCGAAUGCCAGUCCGGGACCAGAGGCGGCCCGAGAGUCUGGCGAGCCUGCGCUGCAGAUGCCCGAGGAUGUGGAUGCAAACACGGAGGCUCUGCAAGGAGAGGUGCCGGCUACCGAGCCAAUCAACAAUCUCGUCGACGAAGAGGUCCCAAGCUUGCCGCCAGCAAAGCGACAGGCUCAGCAGAACAGUGGUGGGGAUCUCGUUGCCAUCAAGGUGCCGCAGGAGUUCGCCGAGGUCAAAGUAGAGGAGGAUGUCGAGGUGGACUUUGACAAGGUCUCUGCGAAGCAGGGCAGGGAGCUUCGAACAUCACUUCUCGAGGAUUCCACGCUGUCCUUUCUCGACCUGUGCGAUUUGGACCAUUGCAGCGCAGAGGCUGCCGCAUGCCGCUUUGUUGAUCUCCUGUCCCUGCAUAUGACCGGCGCAGUGUCACUGAAGCAGGACAAGCCUUACGAAGACAUCGCGGUAGUGAGAGGAACAUCCUGGGAGGCUUGGUGUGAAGAGAGCAAACGCGGUACCAAGCGUGAGUCAAUCCUUGAGCCGGCUGGCAGACAAAUGUCCAACUUAAGGCCUGUAUCCGUCAAGGACAGGUGGAGACCAUAUUUUGCAGAAGCACGAGUUGUAGUUCGCUGUGCUGGAACCAGGUUUGAGAGCAUGUUUGGUGGAGGCUGUUUUAGUGCACCAGGUGGUUAUGGAGGUGGAGGUGGUGGUGGAUACGGCCGAGUGGAAGCUGCUGGUGAGGCUGGGCCUUGCGGUGGUGUGCAGGCGUCGCAGGGCUUCGGUGGCUUCAUUCCUGGCGACAAUGGCGGCUCAGCGCGCCCUGAGCAGCCGGAUGGAGGCGCAGGAAAGACAGCAGCGCAGACUUUGACCCCCGUCACAAUUCGCAUGCUCCUUGAUGCCGUGAGUUCAAGUGGCCAGCUGGGCCCAGACGGCGCAUUCCGAGUAAACGGUGGCAGAGAGCUCCAGAUGUUGUCGGUCGUAGCCUGUGUGGAGAGCAUCAAGAACCAGCAGAUGAGCAUCUGCUUGACUCUCAAUGAUGGCACUGGCAGAAUUAGCUGCAACAUGUAUUCCGACAGCGAUUCUGCAUCAUCAGGUCCCGAGUUUCAGGAUGGAGACUACAUCCGCGUCUUCGGCCAUCUCAGGCAGUGGGACCAGCAGGAGGGCAUCACGGCGCACCGCAUUGUUAAAGUCGAGUCCGCCAACGAAAUUGCCCAUCACACCAUCGAGGUCGCCCAUGUUCACUUGAGCGUGGUCGGAAAGUUGGUAAAGUCUGGAGUGGCUUCAGGUCAGGCCAACCGCAGCUCGCCCAUGUCUUCGAUGCCAGCAUCGAUGCAGCCGCCGAUGAAUGCUCAACAGGAAUCCUGGGACCGUGCACUCGAAGUCUUCAUGCAGAUGUAUGUCAUUGUAGGCGCUGGCACUGGCACACAGCAAUUCCCUUCGGCACAGACGCCACAGUUCGCAGGAAUGCAGCAAGCGAAUACGACGACCCAGACGGCACAGAUGAUGUCUGGCCAGCCAGGAUAUCAGCAACCGCAGAUGAACGCGCAGAAAGUUCUCGCAGCCAGCGGUAUGCCUGUGAUCGUUUCUGCUCACGUCUGGCUGCACAACUGGUGUGGCGUGGAUCAGCUGCACAACCCAGAACAUCUCCUUUCCAAGGUGGACAGUACCAGCCUUCAGGAAACAUGCCACUGCCGGGAGGAGCACAAGGCAGCCUGUAUGGUGGAGCAGGUGGUAAUAGCCUCUACGGUACGGCAGCCGGUCCUGGUGGAUUCCGCUGAGAGUGAGUACAAGACUGAUGUUGCCAAAGAUAGCAGCUGCCAUCCACAAGGUGGGCCUACUGACACCGAGGAUCUAGAGAGGCAGCUUCGUCGUGCUGAGCGAGCAGCAGGCCUGGCCGGCUCUGCGGAACAGCACUGGAGGGAGGUCUUGAUGAACGCUCGGGCCACUCUUCGGCGAAAACCUGAUGAUGCUAUUGCUUUGCGGUGCGCAGCAAGGGCUCUCUUGUCAAUAGACGGCGAUGCCGCAGAGAUCCGGGAGUAUGCACGACAGGCCGCUGAAUAUGGUGACGAGGCUUCAGGAUUUACUCUUGGCUACGAGCUACACGCAUACUUGGGCAAGCUGGCAGAGGCGGAGCGGUCCUCUUCCCUGGCUGAAAAGCAUUACUCUGCAGCUCUGGCCUGCAAGGCCGGUGACGAGGCAGCCAUGCUGGGUCUCGCCCGCGUGGGGAAAGACGGCAAGGCACAGGCAAGAGCUCUUCGUUCCAAGGGCUCUGGGACUGGGGCUUGGGACGUGGUCGUCUGUUGCGAUGUGGCUGCGGAGGCGCGGCGACUCUACGAAGAGGCAGAGGGGGUUGUGUCGAGGCAUCCGGACAGUGCCGAAGGGCACAGGCGCCUGGCCGAACUUCACCUUGAGGCCGAUGACGCUCUUGAAGCUUAUCGGCUGGCUGCACAGGCAGCCAAGCUCGCACCGAGGGAUGUUUCAGCUCAUUUGUGCCUGGGGUACGCAAGCCUGAAGCUGGGAAGGGCAGAUGAGGCAGCUCGCUCUUUCGAGCAGGCAGCCGUGCUGCAGCCAAAUGCACUCGACAUCCCAGCCAUGGUAGCUCUGGCAUCCCUCUACCGAAAAGCCGGUCGAGAUGAGGAGGCAAUUACUUACUACAAGCGGGUGCUCGAUAUGCGGCCUGGUGAUUACGAGUGCACUUUGAGUUUGGCGAACAUCCACGCCGACAGAGGGGUCAACGGGGCAAGCCAGGCGUUGCACUACUUUCGCACAGCCUUGCAGUGCAGGCCGACCACAGUUGACUGUCGAAGCAUCUAUCUGCAGAUGGCGGCGGUGCAGAUCGCAAUCAACUCUUGGAAGGAUGCACAGCAAACACUGGAAAGCGCGGUCCGUGAACACCCGGAUGAUGCAGAGAUUUUUCGACAACUUCUCUCAAUCUACGAGCAGCUCAAAGACUCGAAGGGGCAGUACUACUGUCACCGCCGGCUUGUGCAGCUUGGCGCUGCAACACCGGCCACGCAGACUUCGUAUGCGGCUCUGCUGCUGUCGGAAGAUCGGGUGCGGGAAGCCCGGGAGCAGCUCAGUCAGGUCAUCCAGCUUGAGCCAAGAAACCUCAUGGCGCUGCUCAAGCUGGCGCAUUGCCAUCGACAGGAAUCUCGAGAAAGCAACUUGGAAGAAGCGCGAAAGCUCUAUGAGCAGGUGCUACACAUCAGCCCGUCCAACUCGGAGGCGCUGGAGGGUGCUGCGUUUUGCGCUCGGAAAGGAAAUCAACUCGAUCAGGCUAUCCAAUUUUACCAGCAGUGUUUGAAGGUGAACCAGACUGCCGAAGGCCCACUCUACUACCUCGGUGACAUCCUUUACCGACAGCACCGUCAUGCAGAGUGUCAGUUCUAUUUGUCCAGGCUGGUGGAGACAAAUUGUGCAACAGACUACAAGACUGGAGCCUUGUACCUGUUGGCAAAGUCAUACGUGUCACUGGACGAAUAUGAGGAGGCAGAGAAGCAAGCUCGGCUUGGUCUCGCACUGAAGCCGAAUCACCCGCAUUUUCUGUUCAUCCUGGCGUUGGUCAAGAAUCGAAUGGCCGAUUUCGACUCCUCGAUCGCCACAUUGAAGAAAGCCUUCCUCCACUUGAGCUCCGCGGAUAGCGACAACCUAAAGAUUGAAAUCCACGACUGGCUGGCCCAGGCUAGGCAUGCUCCGAAAUGGUGGACGCCCGCUGUCUUCCUUGUAGUCAUUUGUUUGAGCCUUACCAGCUUACGCAUACGCCCACGAGCAAACCCAGACGGCCCUAACAAUAAGACAGACGGGCAGGCCGGCAGACUGACAGACAGGUAG
Messenger RNA from Symbiodinium necroappetens, 6768 nucleotides. NCBI's taxonomy places the organism in Eukaryota, Dinophyceae, Suessiales, Symbiodiniaceae. The record is from the annotation of a GenBank genome assembly.